CCCCUGCAGGGGGCUCGCUGCCGAACACACCGAAUCCACCGUCCACCCCGGAACACAAGUCCCAAGGGUGUUCGAGGAAUCGCGAGUCGGCAACCAGAUGUGGCAGCUUGGGGAGUAGCGCGUGUGGUGACACGGGGGAUACAUCGCAGUCGCAGCCAUCGCGGGGGCAGCAUGGAGGAGCCGACAUGGGGGGCGGCGGUCGGGACGGCGAUCUUCUGUCGUCCGCGAUCCGGCGGUUCAACUUCAAGUCGGCCGGCGGCAGCCGUAGCUGCCGCACGGUGCCGAAGGUCGUGGUCAUGGGCUCCAGUACGGCGUCCGAGACCACGAUCAACACGAGCACCGACAGCGCCAACACCAUGCUCACCAUGGUAACGACGACAGACGGGGAGCAGCCAGACGACAGCUUCGAUCUAAUCGACGUGCCGGCCGAAAUGUCGCCUCCCGCUACGGCCCCGUCGCAACAAUCAUCCAUCCAUCCCGCUGGUCAUCGGGGACAUCCCGACGACACGAUCGGGGGCAGCCGUACCUCGUCACCGGCGUCGCCCACAUCGCCGAUCUCCGUCGCGGCGCCGGCGAAUCAAACCACACCGCCGUUACCACUUCCGUCGUCGCCUACGACCCCGCUCUGCGGCUUCGACGGGACCGAGAUGGCCGGGCCCUCGGGUCGCUGUAUGCGCUCGAGAUUCGACUUGGGUCAACCGGACGGCGGCAAUAAAACGGCCAGCGGCUCCUCCAUCAGUCAGGGUCACAACGCGAGUAACGGCGCCGAGGGCGCGACGACUCUGCCUCCACCUACGCCGAUCCCCACGCACCAGGAGACCAGGUUCACCUUCGGCGGCAGCGGCAGAACCCCGCCUCUUCCGGAUCUCAGAGCCGCGGAUUUCUUCAGCACCCCCGUGAGGGGCUCGGUGGACGCGGGCCAGCCCGAUGCGACCGACUUGCGUUCCUCGAUUCGAAAUCUGGUGGCCGCCCAGGAUAAGCAGAACGCCAGGGGGGGAUAUCAGAUCGAUUAUGCGGCCGGCGGGAAAGCCAACUCGAGCCAGGCGAAUGCGCUGGAGAAGGGCAUGACCGAGCACAAGCGGAGCCAGAAGAGGCCCAACAUCAAUGUGACGACCAAUCCGCUCGAUAUAUCGCUCAUAGGUGCGACCCAGCCGUGCAAUACUCAGGGCUGCAACGUUCAAAGUAACGCGAGCACAAAGUCGCGAGGACGAUCAGCGGGCGGAAGUGCCGGUGGCGGCAGCAAGCGAUCGACCCAGGCGACGAUCGUGGUGCAACAGCCGUCCUUGUCGCUGGAUGCGCCCGCGGCGACGAUUCUGCUGCAUCCGGACACCGACGCCAGGAGACGCGAGGAGAACAUGCGGCAGCUGUUAGACGUUGCCAACACCCUCACCCUGCAGGAGAUACACGACUUCGAGAUGAGAUACGGAAGCCCGCAUCAUAGUCGAUCACAGUCGGUGAAGGCUCCCGGGAGUCGAUCCUCCGGUCGACCGAAUUACCUGUGUCUUCCGCAACAGAGAUCGCGAGUGGCGAGUAUGCCUAAUACCGGCGUGGAGGAGGAGUACUACAGACUACGGCAUUUCAGCAUUACGGGCAAGGGAGUGGUGAAUCGGGGCGACUCUCUAAAGAGCCGUAGAUCGCGCUCCAACAAUAGCGUGGCGUCCAGCAACUCUAGCCUUUCUUCUAUUCGACGCAGCACGGAACACCUGACCGCCUCGUACCCUGGUUCGGCGCGGAACUCGGCGGCGGGCUCGUUGGCGAGUUCGAGGGAGAGCAGCGCGUCUCAGGGCCCGGCGCCGUAUCGCGUCCUCAUGCUGGGCGCCCCGGCCGUCGGCAAGAGCUCGUUGGUGUCGCAAUUUAUGACUUCCGAGUACCUGCACGCCUACGACACUUCGAUCGACGACGAGUCCGGCGAAAAAACCGUCAGCGUGCUCCUGGCCGGCGAGGAGUCGGAAUUGACUUUCAUCGAUCACUCUUGUGCCGAAAUGACGCCGGAAAAUUGCAUCUCGACGUACGAGCCGCACGCGUACUGCGUCGUCUACUCCACGACCGAUCGAGCGUCGGUACGCGUCGCUGAGGAGGUUCUCCAAUCCUUGUGGCGGAGCGACCAUGUAUCCGCGAGGGCGGUGAUCCUCGUGGGGAACAAGAUCGACCUCGUUCGCAGCCGAUUGGUAUCGACCGAAGAGGGUAAAUCCAUGGCGACGUCUUACGACUGCAAGUUCAUCGAGACGUCCGUCGGGAUUAAUCACAACGUCGACGAGCUGCUGGUCGGCCUGCUCACGCAGAUCCGCCUGAAGCUGGAGAAUCCCGAGAGGACCCGGGAGAUGUUCCGUAAGCGGUCGCGGAAGAACCGCAGCAAGUCGCCGCUGGGCUCGUGCUCGGAGAACAACUCGCCUAAGAAGUAUCGCGGCAGCCGGACCAGCACCAGCCUGAAGGUGCGCAAUCUGCUCGACAAGGUCUGGGCGCGCGACAGCAAGUCGAAGAGCUGCGAGAAUCUGCACGUUCUGUAAAGAAGAAGAAAGAGCCCCGUCGCGUCGCGUCGGGUGCCCCUGGACGAUCGUCUCGAUCCCGGAAUGAUCUGGAGCAGCGAGCACGGAUCUUCCAUUGAAAACGUCUUACGCUUCGGAGCAGUCUUCUAAUACGGGUUUGGGAAGAGGGAGAGGUGCCCAGUCAACGAGGUGACUCUCGUCGGGGAAGAGAAAGGCCAAGUAUCGACCACUCCGUACUCAACUUUUCGCGGGGAACAAGAGGAGGCACGUGCGUAUCGCUUUCUAACGAAGUAGCCGACCUUUCCGGUCCGCGUUUCCCGUGCGUCGUGCGUUGUUAUAUAGCUCGAUCUCUCUGUACGCAUGACGUAAUUCUUUUUGUAUUUCUGACGCGGGAGCGCACACGGCGCCCGAUCAAUCGACGCUAUAACGCAGGUCAUUUUUAUUCCGCUCUCGCGAGACGUCGCGAGGUUUUAACGGUACUCCCAAUCCGGGAUUUUAAGCCGACGGUCUCGAACUUAUUUUUCCAUUGCCAGCACGGCUGAUUCUCUUCAAUUGCCACCUGAUUUACGCGCUGCGAUAAUCUAGAUCUGUCCGAGUUAGCGCUUUUCCAUUGCGAAUCUAUAAUCGAAUGUUUUAAGAGAGAUUGAUCGUUGAGCACACUUUUCAUAGCUCCUAUAAAUUCCGGCCGAGUAAGUGAUAAAAUGUUUUUAAUCCCGAAGUUAAGAGCGUGAACAAUCUUCGUGAUUACCGUAACGCGUAAAUAUAGGCCACGGUGGAUUGGCUUGGCGCGUAUCUUACGAAGGAGCGCGUGGGCGUCGUUAACGCGAUGAAUACGCGUUCGCGCGCGCCCGAAGAAGUCGUAAAGUGAAAUGCCGGUAAGAAGUAAAGUGAAACUGCGACACCGAUCAGGGCAGCAAUCAGCGUGGAUUACUAUACAAAAUGGAACCUGUGCGCUAUCGUACACAACCGAGUGACCGUUAAGGAGAAAAGGAAUCGAUCCUUAUCACGUCCGCUCGACCGUGUUCGUUUCGUGUCGCUCGCGGCCUAAAUGCGAGCGGCAAAAGAGCGACUCCGUGACGAGGUAGAAUUAUCUACUCUAUGGGUGAAUAAUUGUAGAGGAAUACGCGCGCCUAUACGUAUCAUAAUGUAUCCAGCAAACACAGAUUAUAACUGCAAUGUUGCAGCAAUAUUAUAACAUUCCAGCUAUAUUGCAGAAAUAUUACAAUAUUGCUGUAAUGUAGCAGUUAUAAUCUAUGUUUGCUGGGAGCUAUUUUGUCUCAUUCCGCACCGCAGUUUUCACAAUAACAAAACGCGCGCGAUUAUAUUUACACCGAUAUUUUGCAUUCCAAUUUUGUAUGAAAUUUCGAGCUUUCCCAUCGAGGAACCGAAGCGAGGGAUCCCGGCGAUCUUCAACCGCGCUUCAAGCAAGUGGAUGGGCUUGUUGACCCUUUCGCGCGCUCAGCAAUUUUGACUAAAAUCUCGUAUAUACCGAAUUCCCCGAGAUAGAGAGCGAUAGUAGAUGUAGAGCAGGUAGCUUUCCGUUGCGGUUCCUCUAGUAUCCAUUAAAACAGUGAUUCUCAAAUCAUUUUCAUUGAUAAUACAUCGGUGAAUUUAAUGCGAGAAAUUGCAACGCGUUCAACGUUUGGCGAGGGAUUCGGUAGUUAUACGUUGGAUAAAUAAAAUUUACAUUUUACGCAAAGAAAACCAAGAGCUAGAGUGGAAAUUUGAAACUUCGGAUGUGAUUUUUAAUUCAUUUUUAGAAAGAGAUUUUUCCAACCGGUUAUAUGUAUAUGAUUGUCUAUAUAAUCCACGCUUAUUACCGGAAUACAUUUUAAUAUGAAUAAAGUUUUUUAUAUUUUGUUCGUAGACGUUUAACUAUGUUAAGUCUACAUUUUGUAGUGUAUUAGAUUUGAAAAUAUAGUGACUAUAUAAUAUUGUUCUUGCCAAUCUUUUGCCAUCUUUUCAAUAUGACAUAAAAUUAUUUGUAAAUUUUUUGUGUUGAAAUAUUUAAGAAUUUACGGCUUAAGGACCAUUAAUAUAAAUUUAUAGUUUUAAUAAUCACUAUGUUGUGAAGCAAUAUAGCAAAAUACUUAUUGUUAGUAGAAUAUCAUGGUCGUGUAUCGAAAAAUUUCCGCCCCAUUCAAGUUUAUCAAAAACUUCAAUUUUAAUAAUAAUUUUAUUAUCAUUUAUUUUAAUAUGACCCUACUUUGUAUUUACAAGUAAUUUUAUUUAUUUCAAAACGCUGAAGCGCCUUCAACAUUUUUCUCUAACAACUGACAGCCACUACACUAAAAGGAAAAUCAAACAUAUCUCUGGUCGUUAUAUUCAGUUCAAAGGAAGUAGCAUGCGUAAAAUAGAACGCGAGAUUCUAAGCAGAAUCGUGAUGAUUUAUCUCUAAUAAAAGGAUCGCCAUAAAUCAUUAUUAAAGCGAUUCAAGGAAUAAGAUCAAGUGCAACGAAUAGAGUAAGUCGAUGAUCUAUAGUUGAGAGCCUUUCAGCUUUCCGACAGUCGCAUAUUACGAAAGCACGCGGGUACUCAUAUAUAUAUAUCGGUUUACGAUGAAGAUCCCCUCUCUCUGUUUAUAUUAAUAACAGAACGCGCGAGCAAUUUCCCUCAUCCGAAAAUAUUUACUUUGCAUAAUUGGGCAUUAUAUUCUCAUUAAAUAAGGAAUCUAAAUCGUAUAUCAUCUCGCCCGCUACACACGUUACACACAAUCGAAAGCCGCGAAAUGCAAAAAUGCGCAGCUGUCGGGAAAGUUAAACGAUGCAACGUAUGCGUCGUUGAAAUACGCGAGAGGUCGUGAGAGAGAUAAGUGGGUCGCCUCCCCGGCCACGCCGCCGGCCCUCCCGCCCGCGAGAUUGCCCGUUCCCCGAGAAUUAAAGGGCUCCGAUAUCAGGCAGCGAAACGCAACGUAACACGACGCCGCCAGCAGGCGAAUCGAAUCGCCCCGCCGCGAAAGGUCGUCCCAUGCGACAAGCAAUUAAUUUCCUAACGAUCGCCAUAUCGGCCCGAUCGAUCGCAACAGCGCGAAACGUUAACACCGCCGGGGGGAGGGAGGGGGGAGAGAAUCGACGAAUUUGCGAACGAGUUAUCGGAAGAAAAAAAGUGGACAGGGGGGCGAGAUAUCUCCGGAGGACUUGCCACACGAACACCAAUUCCAUUUUCGCGCCGGGUAUUAAAUAAAAGUGACAAUUCGCAUGAGCGACGUUGAACUUUCGAGAAUCACUGAUAUAACACACAGAGAUUAUGUCUGAAAUUUUGCAUGUUUCUUUUAGACUACGGACAUUUUGGAGAAUUUGGGGUCGCUCUCUCUUUUCUCAACGGCUGCGAUCCCUGGCGAAAAUAAAAAUCCGAACGUAAAUUGAUUGCAAGGGAAGAAUGACAGAAACGUGAAUGAAGCUUCUAAGGGUGCGUUCCAUUUAACGCUCGCAACGCUCUUGGAAUCAUUUCAUCCUUGUUGUUUAGCAAAUGUUAAUUAAACAAAAACGAGCGUUGCGAGCGUUAAAUGGAACGCAGUCUAAGAAGCGAAAAUUUGAACAGCAAAAAUGCAAAAGAAGCGUAAACGCUUCUUUAGUUCUUUUACGUUUGGUUGUUCCAAUUUUUGCCUCCUAGAAGUUUCGUUCGACGUACAUUCGACUUACGCUCCAAUCUUUAUUUUCGCCAGGGUUUCACUUAACGCUCGCAACGCUCGGAAUUAUUUCAUCCUUGUUAUUUACGUUAAAUGUUAAACGUUGUUUAUGUAAAUGUUAAACGAGGCCAAAUAACGCUCUUGCGAGCGUUGCGAGCGUUAAAAAUAAAACGCAGCCAAUAUGCUAUUGGGUUUCGGAACGAAAGUUUAUUUCGCUUUUUGCUAAGAAAAAUGGCAUUAGUACAAAUAAAAAAAAAAUAAAAAAAAAAGAGCGAAACGAAUUAUCGUUCAACUCAAUGUAUUUGAAAUUAUUAUAUACGCGCGACAUUUUAGCUUGUGCAGUAGGGUCGUCUCGGUGAACAAGAUGCGAAGUGAAGGUAAUGCAAUCUCACUUUAAAUUCAUUAUCCAGGAACUAGAUUCCGCGGGCUGCCGUUACAGCUGUAGGUGUAAUAAAAGAGAAAUGAUUUUGAUAUCAUGUAAUUACAAUAAUACUAAUGCUCCGGCGAAUGAAGCGGCACGCUCUACCGGUUCUUUUUUUUCAAACUUGACUUUCUUCAUGUCCCUUCACAGACGAAUAUACAGGGUGUUCCGAAAUUUGCGAAUCAAAAUAUCAUAGCAACAAAAGUCUUCGAAAAAUUAAGUAAAAAA
Molecule: messenger RNA, 6763 nt
Organism: Wasmannia auropunctata (little fire ant)
Lineage: Eukaryota; Metazoa; Arthropoda; Insecta; Hymenoptera; Formicidae
Exons: 10
Coding region: 186-2507 (773 amino acids)
Cellular component (GO): plasma membrane
Molecular function (GO): calcium channel regulator activity; GTP binding; GTPase activity
Source: RefSeq, a predicted model, not a curated record